AUGAUUGUUACUAGGACACCGCAAGAAUGUUUUUCUGUCGAUGGCGUUCAAAUCAAGGAAGUGGAUAUCGGCCAGUCCUGCACGGAAUGCAGUAAAUGCACGGAAGGUUACGAGCCGCAUAAAUGGAGAAAAACAUGCAAAAAUUGCAAGUGCUCGAGAGACGGCCACGAAAUCGUCACCGAACACGGCGCCAGAUCCAGGGUGGGAUUGAUAGCGACCCACGAUGCUCUGGACGCCAGAUCUCUAGGAUAUACCUUCGUGCCUCCUGGACUUACCACUGCUCGGCAGGUUGACCAAUACUACUCGACGUUGCCUUCAGAGGAUGUCCCGAAACUCGGGUCCAAGGGAGAGAUGAACCGUUCCCAAAGAAUAGUCAGACAACUGCCCAAGCAAGAUUUGGCGCUGUCCGCCUGCAAAUUCGUCGAAGCCGAAAAUUCUGAUAGUUAUAAAGAUUUUAUAACCGGUAGAAACGACGUAGCCCUGGACGUGGGCGUAGCGAAAUUGACGCCGCCGAAUAGCAAUUGUUCGUAUUGUUCGAAGACCAUCCACAAUCAACAGAUAAGCGUCACGGCGCCCAGAUUGGGCAAAGCCGUGUGGCAUCCUUCCUGCUUUAAGUGUACCACUUGCGACGAUCUACUGGUGGACCUUGCCUACUGCGUGUAUGAGGAUAACAUUUAUUGCGAAAGACAUUACGCUGAAAAAUUGAAGCCAAGGUGUGCUGGAUGCGAUGAGUUGAUUUUCAGUGGAGAAUACACAAAAGCCAUGAACAAGGACUGGCACGGCCAGCAUUUCUGCUGCUGGCAAUGCGACGAGAGCCUCACCGGCCAACGGUACGUGCUCAGAGACGAGCAUCCUUACUGCGUUUCCUGCUACGAGUCGGUGUUCGCCAAUGCUUGCGAGAAAUGCAGCAGGAUCAUCGGCAUCGAUUCUAAGGAUUUGUCGUACAAAGACAAGCAUUGGCACGAGGCGUGCUUCCUGUGCACCACCUGCGGAGAGUCCUUGGUAGACAAGCAAUUCGGCUCGAAAGGCGACAGGAUUUACUGCGGGAAUUGCUACGAUCAACAAUUCGCUUCCAGGUGUGAUGGAUGCCACGAAAUCUUCCGAGCUGGAACGAAGAAGAUGGAAUACAAGACCAGACAAUGGCACGAGAAAUGCUUCUGUUGCUGCGUGUGCAAAGUACCGAUCGGCACGCAGAGCUUCAUUCCUCGCGAACAGGAAAUCUACUGCGCCAAAUGCUACGAGGAGAAGUUCGCGACGCGUUGCAUCAAAUGCAACAAGGUGAUCACCAGCGGCGGCGUAACGUACAAGAACGAGCCCUGGCACAGAGAGUGCUUCACCUGCACGCAUUGCCAGCGAUCGCUGGCCGGCGAGCGGUUCACGUCGCGCGACGACAAGCCCUACUGCGCCGAAUGCUUCGGCGAGUUGUUCGCGAAGCGCUGCACGGCCUGCAGCAAGCCGAUCACCGGCAUCGGCGGCACCAAGUUCAUCUCGUUCGAGGACCGCCAUUGGCACAACGAUUGCUUCUUCUGCGCCUCGUGCAGAACGAGCUUGGUAGGUCGCGGGUUUAUCACCGAUCAGGAGGACAUCAUCUGUCCGGAUUGCGCUAAAGCUAAGCUCGCGUAA
Molecule: messenger RNA, 1623 nt
Organism: Phyllotreta striolata
Lineage: Eukaryota; Metazoa; Arthropoda; Insecta; Coleoptera; Chrysomelidae
Source: the annotation of a GenBank genome assembly